GCAGGCGUCCUAUAAGUGAUCGAAACAAUUGACGAGACAUACAGAACAUAUAGCCAAGAAACAGCCUAAAGAACCCCAAUAAUGGCUGAUGAACCAUGGAGGGUGCCGAGCGCAGUGCAAGAGCUGGCGGCCAACGUGCAGGAGCCGCCGAGCCGGUACCUGGUGCCGGAGCAGGAACGCCUCGGCGACCAGCUGGCCGGGGCGGAGAUGCCGGAGCCCGUCCCGACCAUCGAUCUCCGCCGGCUGCUGGCGUCCGACGGCGGCGCCGGCGAGGAAGCCGCCAAGCUGCGCUCGGCGCUGCAGAGCUGGGGCUUCUUCCUGGUUACUGACCAUGGGAUCGAGGCCUCUCUGAUGGACGCCCUGAUAGCCGCGUCGCGGGAGUUCUUCCGGAAGCCGCUCCAGGAGAAGCAAGCGUACAGCAACCUGAUCGAAGGGAAGCAGUGGCAGCUAGAAGGGUACGGGAACGACCCGGUGAAAUCCCAGGAUCAGGUCCUCGACUGGUCCGACCGAUUGCACCUUCGUGUUGAGCCCGAAGACGAGAGGAACCUCGACCGCUGGCCCGGCCACCCUGAAUCUUUCAGGGGUCUGCUGCGCGAGUACACGCGGAGCUGCAAGCGAGUCAAGGACGGGAUCCUCCGGGCGAUGGCCAGGCUGCUGGAGCUCGACGACGACGGGUGCAUCCUGAACCAGUUCGGCGACAAGCAGGGCUCCACGAACGCCAGGUUCAACUACUACCCGGCCUGCCUGCUGCCCGACCUCGUGCUCGGCAUCCGGCCGCACUCCGACGUCUGCGUCCUCACGCUGCUCCUCAUGGACGAGCACGUCGCCGGCCUGCAGGUCCUCCGGGACGGCACCUGGUACGGCGUCCCGCCGCCGCCGGUGUGCGGCGGCCGCGCCUUGCUCGUCAACGUCGGCGUCUCCUUGGAGAUAAUGUCGAACGGGAUCUUCAGGGGGCCGGUGCACAGGGUGGUGACCAACUCGGAGAAGGAGAGGAUGUCGCUGGCCAUGUUCUACUCCGCGGACCUCGAGAAGGAGAUCGAGCCGAUAGCUGAGCUGUUGGAUGAGAAGCAGCAGCCGGCAAGGUACAGGAAGAUUAAGUUCGGGGACUUCGUGGCGACUCACUAUGAGUACUUCUCCAGGAGGGAAAGAGUUAUCGACUCGCUAAAGAUCCAGGGUUAAGGUGAUGCAUCUUUGGGUUAAUGUAUACUACUCCUCCGUUCAAAUUGUGUGUGUGGGCACUGGAGCGAGCAGAAUUGGUGGAGCAUUUGUAUAGCAUCCAAGAGACUGAUGCCCAUGCUUGGUGGGCAGAAGCUACGGAAACAAUACCGAUUACUGAUCUGAUUAGAGUUGCCGUAACCUUGUGGGCAAUCUGGUAUGUACGGAGGAAAGUGCUUCAUGAGAACUCGUUUCAAAGUCCGUUGUCCACACACUGUUUUAUUGAAAGGUAUAUAGCUGAACUUGACCUCAUCAAACCGGUUCAAGCAGCAGCUAGAGGACUAAAGCAGCAACAGCCUAGGUGGAUCCCUACACCAGAAGGUGUGACGAAGAUAAAUGUGGACGCAGCUCUCUCUAAAAAUACUGGUAGAGCAGUCGCUGCGGCAAUAGCGAGGGAUGGAGUAGGAAAUUUUCAAGGAGCAUCAGUGCUGAUUAUCCAGGGCAUUACAGACUCGGAAUCGAUGGAGGCAAUAGCUUGCAGGGAGGGACUUGCUCUUUCUAGCGACCUUGCAGUCAGAAGGUUCAUAUUAUCUUGCGAUAACUUCAAUGUGGUGAGGAACAUCAAGGGCGGGAGCACGGGAGCCUAUGGACACAUUGUCCAGGAGAUCAAUGCCAGUGCCGGAGCUUUUGUUUCUUCAGAAUUUGUUCAUGAAGGUCGAGCUUCUAAUGUAGACGCUCAUGUUUUAGCUAGAAGUUCAGUCUAUUGUGAGAUAGGUAGAAAGGUGUGGUUGCUGUCACCGCUUGAAGGCAUUUGUAAUUCUAUCUCUAGAGUCAUCAAUCAAUAAAGUUUGGUGAUUCCCCUAAAAAAA
Molecule: messenger RNA, 2024 nt
Organism: Panicum virgatum (switchgrass)
Lineage: Eukaryota; Viridiplantae; Streptophyta; Magnoliopsida; Poales; Poaceae
Product: codeine O-demethylase-like
Exons: 5
Coding region: 82-1179 (365 amino acids)
Source: RefSeq, a predicted model, not a curated record